Molecule: messenger RNA, 1974 nt
Organism: Rotaria sp. Silwood2
Lineage: Eukaryota; Metazoa; Rotifera; Eurotatoria; Philodinida; Philodinidae
Source: the annotation of a GenBank genome assembly
AUGCCUCCAAAAACUUAUUGCUUAUCAAAACGCCAAAAAGCAGAUACAGCAUCACGUUAUUGUUUUGUAUCAUUUCCAUCCGAAGGAACACAUGGUAUUUGGCCUGACCAUUUGAUUCGAGGGAAAGGUCGUUUUGGUUUUGAGGCAAAAUUUGGGAAGCAAUGGUUUGAAUGUCGUAUUGAGAAGGAAGGUUCAAUGGAAGAGUGCGAAAAGGCCCAAGAACAAUUGGAAAAAUCCAUUUCGACGUCUCACAAGCAAUGGUCUUCAGCUGAAACUGAGUUAUCUGAUAAUGACGAGAGUAGUAUUAGUAGUAGUGACAACGAACAAGAGGACAACUACAUUCUUGAAAAAACCAAAAAAAGUCAUAUUAUAAACAGCAAGACGAAAACUAAAAGCAAACCUGUUGUUCUUUCAACUGAUGAAGAAGAAGCUGAAAUUUUAACAAGUAUCCGCAAAUCCAUCAUGAAUUCCAACAAACGUCCUCGUAAUUCCAAUGUCGAAGAAAAAUCAAAAAAAAUGAAACUUGAUGAUAGAACUUCUAUUGAACAGUCAUCACCAUCAAAUACAAAUUUAUCACCUGAUGUUGAAAAUAAAGUAGAAGAAAUUGUAGAAAACAAUUUGGAAGAGAUGAAGAAAAUGGUCACAAAAAUGUAUCAUUGGCAAAGACGUACAUCAGCAAGUAAUAAGAUUGAAAACAACAUAAAUUUGUUGACGCUACCUGGCAAAACAGCUAGCAGAUUUUUAUUAUCGGCUGCACGUGUUGUUCUAACAGAUGAACAAUAUACAAAUGGCUAUUUACCUGAUUUUCGUGGUAAUAAAUCAGGACGUGUGCCAAUUCCUCAAGAAUCAGUCAAUAAAUUACGCGGUUUUAUAAAAUACUUAUUUUUUUAUCUAUGCCUUGAUGAUAAUUGGUGUUUUGUUGCAGAUGCUGUAAAAAAACGAUUCGGCUACAACGAAGAAGAUAUGAACAGUAUAUGGACAACAAUUCGAACUAGUCUUGUGCAAAAGGUUAAUGACAUUCGAAAAAGCAAUAAACGAAAGAGUGCAACCAACUAUUCUGUUGCUUCAUCUGAACAACCUGAUGAUCUUCCACAUGCUGCUGCAAAUGAUCAUAAUGAUAUGUCUUUUAAAUCAUCACAUCAAUAUAUAAUAGAAAGAUCCGAACGUCGUAAAAAGAAGACCAAUCAACAAUCUAUCAGACGUUUUCGAUGUAAACGAAAACGAUCUCUUGUUUCGCUUCUUUCUGCAUCUUCAAUUUCUUCAAAUUUUCUUGAUCAAGGUUCGAUAGCAGAUGAAAAUUGUAAUACGCAACAACCAAAUUCGUCUGAGAAUGAUACUUUUACAUGCACUUCAUCAUCUAUUAUCACGGAUCCAUUCAACAAUGAUAAUCUUAAUUUAUCAAAUGACAGUGACAACAAUGUUCUUAUCAAUACGUCAUUAACAUCGUCAUCGUCAUCAUCAUCGUUGUCAUCCUAUUUAGAAUAUUAUUCAAGUGAUGAUGAAUUAAAUACUACAUGUUCAAAUGCACAUAUGUCUGACCAUAGACCUCUUUAUGCAUCCACCUCCACAACUGUCUAUCAAUUUUCUCUCGAUAUUCUCGAGUUUUGUCGAACAUCACGUCUACCUGAAAAGCAACGUUGUUAUCUUCUUGAACUUUUUCGCAAGCAUCUACCCUCGCCCAAUUUGGUACCAAAAUCAGGCAAUGAUCUAUUGAAUUCUAUUGGUCUUGGCAAAUUGUAUAAUACGGAUAAGAUUUGUGGUGUAUGUUAUUCAUCAUCAACAUCUGGAAUUUGUUCAACGACCAAUUGCAUUCAUGAAGAAAUGAAAAUUCCACCUGAUGAUGUAGUUCAACUUAUUUCACUUGAUGUAACUGAACAAUUAAAAUUAUUAAUUAAUAAAAAUAUAGAUCUUCUUCGACAAUACCAAAAACAAGCUCGAACAAAAACUACAUCCGAUGCAAAUGAUAUUCUUUAA